AUGGUGACCCUCAUUGUACAUACACUGAUUAAGUCGAUUUCUGAAGUUCGUCUCCACUCUUCGCAGCAUAUCAAUCGAGCAGAACUAGCAUCAAAUCAACCAAAGAAACCUAGACCAAGACACGACUUAUUUAACACAAAGCUCGGAAAACAUCAGUUGGAACAAAUAACAAUCGCUCUAAUAGACAAAUUUACAGACUAUGAAUCUAACACAAAAGAAUUUGGAACACUAGGAAGAUACAACUGGAUAGAAAAUACCAUAAAAACCCAAAUACAACUAAUUACAAAUACCAAAGCUGAACCGAAAAAAUGGCUAACAACAAAUACCAAAAAGCUACUAGAAGCGAGAAACCAUUUAAUUAGCACUAAAGAUACACAUGAUAGAAGAAAAAAAUUAACGGAAAUUAGUAAACAAAUUAAAGAUAGCAUAAGGAAGGACAGAAAACUAAACAGAAUGGAAACUAUAAAAACAUUUAUAAGUAAAACGGGUGGAAUCAAAAAAGCAUACAGAGAGUUGAGAAAUUCGAAGAAUUGGAUUGUUAAAAUGAAAAAUGACAGUGGAAAAUGGAAUCAUCGUAGAACAGGAAUAUUGGAUAUAGCAACAUCUUAUUACAAGAGACUGUACGAAAGUAACACAACAGAAGACGAAAUUGAUUUAGUGGAUACCUCAAACAUUCCUAACAUUCUUCAAGCUGAAGUCGAGAAAGCCAUAGAUACUCAAAAGAUUCCAAGAUGGCGGCGAGAUUAUGAGGCCGAACCACAAACGACUUUUAGAUGGCCAGUUGGCACAGAUAGUGUAAGGAAUGAGAAUACAUCGGAGUUAUCAUCGCUGCGAUACGAAAUAAUAUCUGAUGUCGGUAAAGCAAACAGUUGA
Parnassius apollo (apollo) is the source of this 873-nucleotide messenger RNA. The record is from the annotation of a GenBank genome assembly. Lineage: Eukaryota; Metazoa; Arthropoda; Insecta; Lepidoptera; Papilionidae.